AAACUGGCCAAUCCCCGGUGUGCGCAGACGCAGUAGCUCAGGCAGCACCGGAAGCACAGGGAGAUUGGGUGUGAGGUCCAGCUUCUCUACAAGUUCGAGAGUGUCUCUAGUCACUUUCAGUAGUGGCGGCUGCCGCUUCAGGUAACGUACACGGACAGUUACAGUCGGAGCCGGGAAGCUGCCGCGCCAGUUGCCAAACAGGUCUUCGCCCCGCUGGUUGCAGUGUGCGCUUUCUUGGACAGCGUCGGCCAGCGAGCCGUCUAGACUCCCGCGUUUCCCGUCUGCUCUUCCCCUCCUCUGUUUGUCGGGAGCGGAAAAGGCGAAGGCCCGGGGACACACCAGAACCCUUCUUGUGCCCGUCGCAAGUGCCACUGCCGCCAUGGGCCUCACGAUCUCCUCGCUCUUCUCCCGCCUCUUCGGCAAGAAGCAAAUGCGCAUUUUGAUGGUUGGAUUGGAUGCUGCUGGCAAGACGACCAUUCUGUAUAAACUCAAGUUAGGGGAGAUAGUCACCACCAUUCCUACCAUUGGUUUUAAUGUGGAAACAGUAGAGUAUAAGAACAUUUGUUUCACAGUGUGGGAUGUUGGUGGUCAAGAUAAAAUCAGGCCCCUCUGGAGGCAUUACUUCCAGAAUACCCAGGGUCUUAUUUUUGUGGUAGAUAGCAAUGAUCGUGAAAGAAUUCAGGAAGCUGCAAUGGUACUGCAGAAUAUGCUUCAGGAAGAUGAGCUGCAGGAUGCAGUGCUGCUGCUUUUUGCAAACAAACAGGAUUUGCCAAAUGCUAUGGCCAUCAGUGAAAUGACAGAUAAAUUGGGUCUUCAGUCUCUUCGUAACAGAAUAUGGUAUGUUCAAGCCACUUGUGCUACACAAGGAACAGGUCUGUAUGAAGGACUGGACUGGCUGUCAAAUGAGCUUUCAAAACGUUAAAUGAAACUGGAUAUCUAACCACGGACACAUUUGAUAGAAUUGGUCUAGGCUCCUUACCACAGAAAUAGUUUGCAUUUUGGUUAUUAAACAGUAUCUGGGACUGGUUUGGGCAGAAUAUUACAGCCUUUACACCAUUUUGUGGCCAAUUAUUGUUUACCAAGUACAAUAUUGCCAUUUAGCAAUAUGCUUGGUUUCAAAGACGUUUUCCUUGGGGAAAAGUAUCUUCUCUCAAUUUUACUUCUUUUAAGCCUAAAUGCCUGGACAUAGAUAACUAUUGUGUCACCUUUAAAUCACUUUGAAUGUUUUUUGAGCCCACACAAAUAAUGUUUUAAAGUUAUCCCCUUGCUACUUUACUGAUUCCUUUAUCAUUCCUGGGACAGUCUGCUGAUUGAAAAAUGUAGCAUUCCAUUUGUAUUUAUUUCUAUCCCUUGCCAAAACGACCUUCUAAUACUGCUUGUACCAGCCAGGGACAUGCUCCAAAACACUAUUCGGCUCUCUUGUGCUGAGGAACCCAUCUCUUCCCCCGAUUAUCAACUCCUGGCUUCCAUCGUUCAAACUUACCUUCGUGUGGUUUGGAUUUGAUAGCUGAUUCUGUGCGGGUUGGAAGAGUUCAUAUUGAGGCGGCUUUUUACUACUCGGCAGAUUGUCUUCCUUUAUAUUAUCUUUUUUAUGUUGCAUGUUGCUUUUGGUAUCAGCCUGAUUCUUUGCCCAGUAUGUAAUGGUUCUGCUGAUGUUCUAUUGUUUACUGAUGAACAUAUCUUGAGUUUUUGGAAAACUUGUCAAACUCAAUAAUGUUUCUUUAUAACCCAUUUGGAAUUAUUCCUAAUAAAAUGAUAAAAUACA
Molecule: messenger RNA, 1765 nt
Organism: Fukomys damarensis (Damara mole-rat)
Lineage: Eukaryota; Metazoa; Chordata; Mammalia; Rodentia; Bathyergidae
Product: ADP-ribosylation factor 4
Exons: 6
Coding region: 380-922 (180 amino acids)
Biological process (GO): intracellular protein transport; vesicle-mediated transport
Cellular component (GO): plasma membrane; cytoplasm
Molecular function (GO): GTPase activity; GTP binding
Source: RefSeq, a predicted model, not a curated record